CCAUAUGUUCUUUGUUCUUUCACCAAGCCCGAGGUAAAUGGCCAGCUACCUGUGGAGAAACAAUGCUGCCACAACUUCAAUAAGCAUCUCUCUUCUCAAUGUAUCACUGUAGAGCACACAUUUGAAAUGAUGGAGAGCCAUUUUCCAAGCUUGAAAGACUUGCUACCCGAGCAUGACAUUCAUGACACCUACUGUGUAGUAGAAACAUUGCUGACAUUAUACAAUCUCUGUAUCAACCUGGGUGACUAUCCAGAGUAUAUUCCAUUCUUUGACAACACUGAUCCUGAUCGUGACAACAAG
This is a messenger RNA of Suillus discolor, 300 nucleotides long. RefSeq lists its product as uncharacterized. The annotation marks the transcript as partial. NCBI's taxonomy places the organism in Eukaryota, Fungi, Basidiomycota, Agaricomycetes, Boletales, Suillaceae. The transcript has a single exon. The record is from RefSeq and is a predicted model, not a curated record.